GUCCAACACAUUCAUACUAUACGAGGCGUCUGGAAUAUCAUUCACACGUAGUACAUCCAUAAACAAACAUAAUGCAAAUUAUUCAUUGAAGCAGCAGAAACAUUUAUUACAAGUGUUUAUGCCACACUUGACAACAUAGGCAUGCAAGCCCCAAGAUAAUUAUUCAAAAAUAAUAAUAUCCAUGAGCAUCAAUAUCAUUGUUUUUAAAAUGGAAACGGAGGAAGCGCGAACCACGCCUUUUCUCCUUAAAUCUUUCCGAACCAACGGCAAUGGUAGCAACCUUCAAGUUCUACCUGAAACUGUGAGGUGCCCCCCCCCCCCCCCCCCCCCCCCCCCCCCCCGUAAAGGGGAGGUCAGUACUUUGAAGCAUUUGAAAAGUACAAUGACAACUAUACUAAGUAUAAUCAAUGUUUCAAUUUCUAAGACCCUCAAUCUAGGGUAUUAUUACACUAUAGUUAACCUCAUUCAUUUAAUAUCGUUUCACGCUCUAGAGCCCUACUUCUAGUCACGCUCCGUUAUGCUAGAGCUCGGCUCAUGGUCAUACUACAUAAAGCUAGAGCUCGGCUCAUAGUCAUACUACAUUUUGCUAGAGCUCGGCUCAUAGUCAUACUACAUUGUGCUAGAACUCGGCUCAUAGUCAUACUGCAUUGUGCUAGAGCUUGGCUCAUAGUCAUACUACAUUGUGCUAGAGCUCGGCUCAUAGUCAUACUACAUUGUGCUAGAGCUCGGCUCAUAGUCAUACUACAUCGUGCUAGAGCUCGGCUCAUAGUUAUCACUACUACGUGCUAGAGCCCCGCUCUUAGUCACAUUAUCUAAUCUCUAAUCAAACUUCGUAAUCUAGACUCCAUCCAUUUUUAGUAACCUUUAAGGCUUACUCCUAAUGUAAUUUAGAGUUCACAAAGUCCAACUUAAGAAUAUCUCUUAAGGCUAUUUUGAGCGUAUUCAUCACAAUUCAAUCUCUUAAGAUUAUUUCCAACAAACAUUCGAACUAACAUCUCCGACUAGUAUUUCAAUACUAGUCAUUUGACCUUAGCAUAACCAAGUUCCUAACUCAUAGUCGCUUAUUCAUUUCAAUUAAAUUCCUCACACAAAUAUAAUUUAGGUUUAAUAUCAAAAUAUCUCCUUUAUUCUUUCAUGACUUCUUUACAUGAAGUAAAAGUAUAUUUAUCACAAUAAAAUUCAUAGUUAAUACAACCAUCAUGCCAUCAUAUUCAUAACACAUAAUCAUACACAAUAUAUUCAUAAAUUUGUAUAUUAUGCAUCUUCCACUUAUAAAUAAUAAUAAUUUCGUUAGGCAUUAUUAACCAUUAAUAAUCCAUGCAAAUCACUUUUAAUUUACUUAGGCAACCUUAUGAAAUUAACCCAAUAAUUAUAAGCAAUAUAGUCGGUCAUCCUCACCUCAAAUGAGCUUUACACUUUUCCUUCUCAAUCCAAUGCUCAAGACUUCAACCAAGAAAGUUUGAGAACUUAUUCCUUGCUUAUAAAUGAGUGUUAAACAGCCCCCUCAAGGUGCUAGCUCAACUACUAACCGAUGAUACAAAAACAACCCCCAAGAUGGGUGUUUUCCGGCGAAAUCAUUCUCUAACUAUAAAGAGGCAAAACCGUUUCUGUGAGUUUGUGUUUUCCGUCGAUGAUUUGAAGGCCUUCCACGACUCCGUUUUCUGCAAAACAGACCUUUAUGGAUUCCUCGUCUUGAGAGAUUUCUUUUGGCACCUCACACGCCCUAUUUGGGUAAGUAUAUCUCGAGAUAUGAACCAAACAAGCAACCCAACGCACUGGAAAUUUACCAUGCGGACAGUUUUCCUUUCUCUUGCUUUCUUUGGUUUUGUGUGGCUCUACUCCUCAAAAGACUUAUGGAGUACGAAUGAUAUGUGGUAGGAGGCUCUCAAGGCUAUCAAAUAAUGUUAUCUCCUUCAAAUGUAUGGAAGAGAAUGAAUGUGAGAGAAGGUAUGGUCUCCAUGAGGUGUAUUUGACAUGGGUGGGUCUCCCUCCUUCAUUUCUUU
Cuscuta epithymum is the source of this 2003-nucleotide messenger RNA. The record is from the annotation of a GenBank genome assembly. NCBI's taxonomy places the organism in Eukaryota, Viridiplantae, Streptophyta, Magnoliopsida, Solanales, Convolvulaceae.